Racocetra fulgida is the source of this 1399-nucleotide messenger RNA. The record is from the annotation of a GenBank genome assembly. Lineage: Eukaryota; Fungi; Glomeromycota; Glomeromycetes; Diversisporales; Gigasporaceae.
CCCAAUGGUUGAAAACGCAAUGGUUGAAAGCCCAGUGGUUGAAAGCUUAAUAGUUGAAAGUUCAACAGUUGAAAACUUAAUUAUUGAAGAAAAUCGAAUGGAUGAAAGUCAAACUGAAGAAAACCGUCCAAUAGAAGAAAAUCAAGCAGAAGAAACAACAAAGGCAUUAAGUAAACUUAAAUCAGACCUUACAGAACUUGAAGCAAGCUUUACAGAUGAUAAUGAAUUUGAUAUGGCCCAAAGUAGUGAUAAUAUUACGCAAGUCAAUUCACCUUCUGCAAUCCUUAGCGAAUUUGAUAAAAUUCUUUUGCGACGAUUACGUAGCAAAGAAUACUUUCCAAUAUUAACCCUUGUGGUGGGAAAAUGUCGCCAUUGUUAUACUGAAAAAAAGUUGCCGAAGAAAUUUUCAUCCGAUAACAAUAUGGAUCCAGGAGAUGUAUCUGAAGAACUCCAAGGACUUACAGAAAUUGAAGAGAUGUUAAUUGCACAAGUAUUCUCUGUGAUGGUAGUUUACAGACUUCACGGAGGACAGCAUGAUACAGAAGAAAUGUCAUUAACUUCCCUCAAAAUAGAUACAACUACAUUUAGAGAUUUUAGAGUUCGUCGAGGCAAAAUUAUUCGUGCAUUGAGUUGGUUAAAAGAAAAUAAUCGAUAUUAUUCUGAAAUUGUUAUAGACAAUAAAAAUCUUAAUUGUUUACCAGAGGACGGUUUUAUUGAUAAUCAAUUUCAAAUUAAUCAAUUGAAAGAUGAUGAUUUCUAUGAGAAGAAUGACGGUGAUGUAAUCACAUGUACCUUUGUGCCUUUUCUUCUCUCAGAUGAUCGAGAGGAUGUAGCUAUAAACAAAUUGAAAUCCUUAAACAUUCCUGUUGCAAAAAUUCUUGCAAUGCAUCAUAGGGGUGGUAAAAAAGCCAAAAAUGCUGAUUCAGACGCAGCAAGUGGUCUUGAAGCAGAAUUGUUACUGGCCAGAGAUGCUCACAUUAUGCUAACAGCAAACCUGUGGACAGAAGUUGGGUUAGUUAAUGGUUUGAUGGGAACUAUUCAAGAUAUUUUAUUUGAAGAAGGCCAAAGUCUACCAUCACUUCCCACAGCAGUUUUUAUCAUAUUUGAUGACUACAGAGGACCUACUAUUAGCACAUUAGAGGGGACAAAAGUCGUCCCAAUCAUACCAAUUCAACGUAUAUGGGAAGGCCUUACAAUAUCAAAAGCUGUAAUAGAUAUCGGCAACAGAGAAUUUGCUGCUAGGCUUUCUUUUGUAGCAGUAUCCUGGGUUCGUGCACUUAAUGAUAUUAUCUUUAAGCCAUUUAAUUUUGAAAGGCUACAACAAAUUGCGAAUUGUAAAAGAGCUCAAGAAAAAAAAACCGAGAAAAUGCGGCUAACCUCCUUAAUACCUAAAAUUUAA